AAAAUGAUUGACCUUUCAAAGCUAAAGAAUCCAGAAUUUAAAUGAUUACUUUUUCCAUUCGCACAGUAAACUAUUCAGUGCUAAACUGCAGUUCACACAUUUGAGACCACACUGCAUUAAAAAAAAACAAGCAGUCAGCGUCAUACUUAUAAAUGUGUUACAGGGAACUGCCAAAAUAAACUGCCUGCUCACGUCCUACAUCGAUGUUCGUAGUGAGCUCAUGCUCGUCUGUUUUCGCCUCGCGUCUCCGACCAAUGCAGGACAUCGCAGUCGAGGGGUAUACUCCUUCAACCGCGGUUGCCCCUGGUUACCCUCAGGUUCUUUUGACAACAUCACCUAAACCGUUGUUCCCGGUGGAAACGUCAGCAUGUUCAGCAGCCUUAGACACUGAAACACCCCGCCGAAAACAAGUGCUCCCCAAAAAGGGAAUCCUGGGGGAGAAGUGGGAACACGCUGGGAUAUUUAAAUGUUUAUAUUACAUCUGGAUCCACCCACAACCUGUGCAGAAGCACCCCUGGAGUGAAGUGACCCCGGAGAUCUGGAGCUCCCCACGGAGACGUCGGCUCAAGAUAUCGCUCUCCUCCCAGCCUCGUGCAGACAGGAAGGAACACCACAGGAUUGCUGUUCCUUCCCUCCAUUUCCCAGCUCCUUCAGUGCACACAGAGGACCCCGGUGGGGAAAAAAAGAGACAAAACAGAGCAACGUCAUCACCUUUCUACCGACUACAGACUCGACUGUGCCAUCGCAACGCAAUGACAGGAGUCAUCCUGGCAGUGCUGAUCUUCAGUCUGGCACAAACAGUGCUAUUAAAAAGUGGAGCACCACCUUCAAAGGAUAGAGUGGAUAAUGACAUGCCUCAGAUCUCUGGGAACUGCAGCAGAACUGCAGCAGAGAUCAGCUGCUCCUGUGAGAGCCGUGGGAAUCCCUCUCCCAGCAUGGAGUGGCGUGUGUCUGGACUGCGGGUCACUAACUCUACUGACAGAGUCAUCAGGGAGGAGCAGCUGGGGAACACAGGCCUGAGGAGCUCCCUCACCAUGCGCCAAUCACAGGGAGACACGCCCACUCUCCUCUGCGUCAGCACCAACACUCUCGGCUCCUCCAGCCUCGAGCUCCACCUCCCGUCUCCACAGCAACACUCAGGACCAUUAUAUAUUAUAAUAGUAGGACCGAUUUGUCUGUAUGUGCUGUCUUUUGGAUUCUGUAUCCACAAAAAUAAAAGGAUGUCUAGAAGACUGAAGGUGAGUCCCACCAUCCUUUCCUCUUCUUCCUCUUCUGAAACACUUUGCAGCUCAGCCUGA
Molecule: messenger RNA, 1298 nt
Organism: Anguilla rostrata (American eel)
Lineage: Eukaryota; Metazoa; Chordata; Actinopteri; Anguilliformes; Anguillidae
Exons: 6
Coding region: 204-1298 (364 amino acids)
Source: RefSeq, a predicted model, not a curated record